Fusarium pseudograminearum CS3096 is the source of this 993-nucleotide messenger RNA. RefSeq lists its product as uncharacterized. The record is from RefSeq and is a predicted model, not a curated record. Gene Ontology annotation, molecular function: channel activity. Lineage: Eukaryota; Fungi; Ascomycota; Sordariomycetes; Hypocreales; Nectriaceae. Gene Ontology annotation, biological process: transmembrane transport. Bases 1 to 993 code for a protein of 330 amino acids. Gene Ontology annotation, cellular component: membrane. The transcript has 3 exons.
AUGGGAAUUACAAUGAGGCAAGCCAACAGCCAUGAAGCUCGCGACGGAGAGAUCGAAUCUAGACCCAGCUUUGAGCCCACGGGUCCUCGAUUUCAGAGCAAUGACUUGCCUUUCGCCGGACGUCUCGGUGCCAAUCAGGCGUAUGUGGUCGAUGGUACCACAAGUGAAGAUGAGAAGUUACUCGAGCACCAACCUGAUGCUACACCACAUAUGUCAUUUAGGGAAUUAGUCGACGUCCGUCCUAUAACCAAUAUCGAUUUAUGGAAGGCAGCAAUGAUAGAAGGAAUUGGUACCUUGUUGUCUGUCUUCGUUACAAUAUGGGCGAGUUCUUCACCUGACGUGAUACCUGCUCAACCGACCAGGCAGCUAGGAAAUUUCGACAAUGCCGCCUUUAUAGGUCCGCUUGUCGGUGGCAUAAUCAAUGUGAUACUUAUUACACUAUUUAUCACAUGCUUUGGUGCUGUAUCAGGUGCACAUUUCAACCCACUCAUCACGUUCGCAACGUUUUGUGCUCGUCUUUGCUCCCUCCCACGUAUGAUCUUAUACAUACCAGCCCAGGUUGGCGGCGCUGCGCUAGCUGGUCUAUUGGUCAGAGCUAGCUGGGGAGGCCGAGACUUCAAGACUGGGGGCUGUUGGCUUUUCACCGAGGUCGUGCCAGCAAGAGAGGCUUUCGUCAUUGAACUUGUCUUUUCUACCGUCCUCUUAUUCCUUGCUUUUGGCGUAGGGUUGGACCCAAGACAGGCCAAGAUAAUAGGGCCAGCGCUAGGUCCAUUUCUCGUCGGACUUAGUGUUGGCACAAUGAGCUUUGGAAGUGCAUUUACUAGAUAUGGAUAUGGAGGUGCUGGGAUGAAUCCCGCGAGGUGUAUGGGUGCCUUUGUCGGUAGCAGGUUCCCAUCUUGGCAUUGGAUACACUGGGUAGCAAACUUUAUUGCUUGUAUUGCCCAUGGCAUCUGCUACUAUUUCAUUCCCCCAUGGACACAAGUUAAGGGAUAG